Molecule: messenger RNA, 1374 nt
Organism: Schistocerca gregaria
Lineage: Eukaryota; Metazoa; Arthropoda; Insecta; Orthoptera; Acrididae
Exons: 7
Coding region: 1-1293 (430 amino acids)
Molecular function (GO): protein binding
Source: RefSeq, a predicted model, not a curated record
AUGGCGCAGAUUGGCACUGGCCAGGCGGGCUUCGACUGCGGGGCAUACCUGCAGGUGGGGCUGUUCUUCAUGCAGAAGCCGGCCACGUGGUGGUGGCUGGCGGAGCAGCUCCUGCUGCAAGCCGUGGCCGCCGGCCGGCGCUGCAAGACCGACGGAGGCCGCAGGGAGGCCAUCGCCAGAUACGUCUACGGCAGCUUCCUGCUCGACCAGCUGGAGGACGCGCCGUCGGCGCACAAGCAGCUGGAGGCGGCGCGCAGGCUGUCGGCGGGGCGCGACUGGGUCUCGGAGCGCGACAUGGGCAUCGAGCUGGACAGCGUGUUCGCCGCGGCCUCGCUGCGCCUGCACGACGCCACCGUCGCGCUCAUCAAGCAGACGCGGCCCAACGACCCGCGCGGCGCCGUCCGCCUCAGCAAGGUGGCGGUGCGGCGCGUGAAGGGCCGCGGCUGGCGCCGGCAGGAGUGCGAGGCGCUGCUGGAGCUGGCGGUCAGCCUGGAGGUGUGGGGCGACCCGCGGGAGGCGCUGUCGGCGCUGCACCGCUACGCCUCUCUCGCCGGGCCCGCCCCGCCGCCCCCGCAGCCCGAGCGGCAGGCCAGCACCACUCGACCAGAGGUCGCCGAUGCAGAGGCGGACGCCGCCGGCCGCUGCACAGCCAGCCUCAUCGCCGCCAUCUGCCACCUCAGAUUAGGAAAUGCUAAACUGACGGAGACGUGGCUGGAGAGGUUUCUGGAAGACGCCACGAUGUACGGACUGGAUGAAAUGGUGGCGGCCGGCCACCGCUACAUUGGCGAGUUCUACCUCAGCCAGGACUACGCGACGGAGGCGGAGCAGCACCUGGUGCAGGCGUUCACGCUGUACUACGAGGAGGUGGCGAGCGGGGCGCACGACGCGGCCACGGUGGGCGCCCUGGAGCAGACGCGCCAGCUGGCCGGGAUCGCGACGGCGCAGGAGCACCUGCCCGAGCUGCAGGACACCAUCCUGGCGUGCACGGGGCACCGGCCGCCCGCGCUGGCGCUGCUGCUGCGCUGGCGCGACAUCCGCGCCCCCUUCUGGAGGCCCUUCCGCGUGCCCGCCGGCUCCAAGUUCCACAACCUGCACGGCGAGGGCGAGGGAGAGGACGGGAGCGGCGACGAAGAGCAGGGCGAGAGUCCCGAAGCGGCGGGGGGCGGCGAGCAGGGGGGCGGAGACGAGAACGAGACGCCGUCCACCGGGGACCAGGAGCAGCCCGGCGAUAUGGAGGUGAUGCAUGUUACUACUUCUCAGUUUUCUACGGAAAGUCUCACCAACGAAGACUAGAUGUCUACAAAACGGUCAUCAUGAAGUCGUUCAAGUCUCUGUAUUUUUUGCUGAUUUUGUGUUACAUUUAUGUCAACGAAA